Aphis gossypii (cotton aphid) is the source of this 3521-nucleotide messenger RNA. It is a transcript of the gene Gga, whose product is annotated as ADP-ribosylation factor-binding protein GGA1. Lineage: Eukaryota; Metazoa; Arthropoda; Insecta; Hemiptera; Aphididae. Bases 715 to 2412 code for a protein of 565 amino acids. The transcript has 13 exons. The record is from RefSeq and is a predicted model, not a curated record. Gene Ontology annotation, molecular function: ubiquitin binding; small GTPase binding; phosphatidylinositol binding. Gene Ontology annotation, biological process: vesicle-mediated transport; intracellular protein transport. Gene Ontology annotation, cellular component: trans-Golgi network.
GCCGCUGGUAUCAGCUAUUCGGCCACGCACACCUACGCGAUUUUUUUUUAAUAUUCUUCGGCCUUCGCGUACAUGAUUGUACAACGUCCCAAGACCAAACGUCGUCUUUACUUAUCUAUGGUCGUCUUCUGACCACUCUAAGUCAGAAUAACAGAACACAUCUUUAUUCUUCUCUAGCAUAAUAUGUCGCUGUCGGUUAUGACGUUAUGUCGAACAAAAUACGUUGUUAUUAAUAACACUGUGCAAAGUAGUUAAUCGAGCGGGUACAUAACAACUCACUGUAAUAAUAAUUACGAGUAUACCUGUAAUUAUUUAUCACCAUAUUAUAUUCCUGUGUACACCAGCUCCGACCAAGACGUAGUGCACUUCGUGAAUGAUUGCCACUCAAUGAUGGACAUCGAUCCAAUUAUAGUGUCCACGAGCUUAGAAGCUCUAAUUGUUUACAAUUGUAUAAAACUGCUGUUUAAGAAAAAUAGUAUUUAACCCUAGCGAAAGAAAUAAACGACUCAAAAUGGAAGAAAACAGAUGUAGAAAUACUAGAAAAAUUUGAAUUGUAUUAUUUGUAUUCUUACCAAGAAGCCUAAUUUAUGUUUGCAUACAAUUUCUAGAAAUAAAUAAAAACAAAAAUAUUAGCUCAAACAGUUUGAUGCAUUUGAAAAAAAUAACCUAAAAAGAGCAACUAAAAAUACUAACGAAAAAAUUGACAGUGCUGCAAUGAUUGCUUUCAGUGGAUUUGUGCAAAGGGAUCCGGAAUGUGCACCUUUAGCUGCAAAAUGUAUUUUAGCCAAAAUUCAUUCAAUGCAAGAAUGGGAAGCUUUGCAAGCCCUUCAUUUACUAGAUAUAUGUAUGCAGACCGGUAGUGCUAGUUUUCAAGCUGAAGUUGGUAAAUUUUGUUUUCUUAAUGAACUUAUACGUUUAGUUUCUCCCAACUGCAAUGGAAUUCACACUCCAGAUUUAAUAAAAAACAAAAUAAUUGAACUUCUUGGCUUAUGGUCAACACAAUUCCCCAAAGAAAUUAAGAUACAAGAUGCCUUAGAUAUGUUAAAAAAACAAGGUGUUGUAAAGGAUUUUUUAUUUGAAAAUAUGCCAUCAAAAACAGCUUCUGCUUCUAAAAUGGAUUCCAAUAAAGUGUCAAUUUUAAAUGGUGAAAAAUCAUUAUUGCUGCAAAAGUUAUUGAAAAGUAAAAAAUCAGAAGAUCUCAAAGCUGCAAAUGAAUUAAUUAAAUCUAUGGUUGAAGAAGAAGAGCAGAAAGCAGAACGAAUUAGUAAUAUGUUGGCUGAUAUUGAGAUAACUUCAAAUAAUGUUAAAUUAUUAUCAGAAAUGCUCAAAUCAUAUGGUGGUGGUUCUGGUUCAUCAAAUGAUUUAGAACUUAUUAAAGAGUUGUAUGAUACUGUUAAACAAUUGGAACCAAAAGUUCAAACAAUGUUAUCUCUAGAAAUUCCAGAAAAUGAGGAUACUGUUAGAAAAAUAAUUAAACUUAAUUAUGAAAUAAAUGAAACAUUAAAAACAUACAAUGAAGUUCUAGAAAAUCUUGAUCAUAAAAAAUCAAUUGAUCAACAAGAUGAGGAAAACUUGUUAGACUUUAGUAUGUCAUCUGUUUCACCUGGGAGAAAAGACUUUUUAAAUGAAUCUAAUUGUGAAAGAAAUAGUUUUCCAAAUAAUGGAUCAGCAAACGUUAAAGAACUAGAUGAUUUUUUGCAAAUAUCACAUCCUAUAAAAGAAUUUAUUCCUUCACUGCCUGAAGUCGUAAAUUCUCAAAAACGUGUAGAAAUUAAAGAAAAUGUAUAUUUAGACUUAUUUGAAGAACUAAAUAUUCUCGGAAAAGAUAUUUUAAAUAAACCAAAUGAAACUAAAAAUUUUGAAAAACCUUUUAAUUUGACCGAAAAAGAAUUUAAUUCAGAUAUUAUAAAAAAAAAUGGUCUAUCACAUGAUCCAUUGUUUGGCACACAAGAUUCAAUAAUAUUUGAACAACCAAAUAAUCAUAGUCUUCAGAUAAAGCCUCUUGGUGAUAUUAAUAUUAAACUUGAAGACAUUAUUCCAUGUCCUGAUUUCAGUAUUGUGAGCUUAUUUGAUAAGAAUGAUAUUAGUACAGAACUACAUUUAGCAGCAAACAAACCAAGAGAAGAUGUUACAGUUUUUGUUGUUACUACCAGAAGUAAAUGUAAACUGCCAUUAUUUAAUUUCUCAUUCCAACCAGUUGUUCCAAAAGACUGUAAGUUACGUAUAUUACCACAAUCAAGAACCAAUCUUCCUAUUUAUAAUGCAUUUUUACCACAAGAAACCAUUGUGCAAAUCAUACUAGUUGCAACUCUAAAUAAAGAAAGUAUACCUUUAAAAUAUGUCAUAAGUUAUACAAUGGAUGGUGAAAUGUUUACUGAAUUUGGCGAAACUGAACAGCUGUGCAUAAACUAAGUUUAUGAAUAUUAUGAUCUCAAAAAAAUUAUUGAAUACAUAUUUUCAUUUAAUUUCAAUACAGUUUAAUUUAUAUUAUAAUCAAACAGUUUAUUUUACUUAUAUUAUUAAGUGACUUUAAUAUUAAUCAGUUAUUAGACUCUAAAUUAUUAUUAUUUAAAACUUUGAAAUUAAUAUUAUUAAAGGAAUAUGUUAUGUUGUAUUCAUAAUUUGUAAACUAGUCAUUAAAAGAGUGUUAAAUGAUAAAAUUGUUCAGUAUUUAUGUUAAAAUGAUAAUGGAUAUUCCAUUUGCUAUUUAAUAUUUAAUAUUACCAUUUAAAUCUAGUCAGUGGAUAUGCAAUAUUAUGAUAGAAUAAGUAAAAUUUUAAAACACAUUUUUAUGAUCUAUUACAUUAAACAUUAUUUUUUUAAAUUGAUGUUAAUUGUUACAAAUUAUUUUAAUAUUUUUGAUUUUUUCAGUGUAAAAUAUUUGGACUGAGGCUAUCUUUUUUAAGUUAUUAAAAAUACAUAUAAAAUCAAUUAUAAUGUUACAGCGGUUUUAUUUAUUUUUACCUGUAGGCUGUAGUAUAAAUAUUAUUUUCAUUAUAAUCAUUAAAAUUGCAUGUCUCAUAUUAUAAACUACUUAAUUAUUCAGCUACAAUAACAUCAUAUCCAAUAAAAAUAUAAAUAUUGUAAUUUAUAAAUAAUAAUAUUUAUUAUACAUUUAUAUAUCAGUGGCAUAGUUAUGAUUUUGUUCUGGGAGGAGGAUAUAUAAUUGAUUGGCUAAACAUAAAGUGAGGAGCUCAAUAAGUCAAUGCAUUAAACAUUAAAAAAAAAAGGCUCUGGGGGGGAUCUAUCCCCAUAUCCCCCCCCAUAACUAUGCUACUGUUAUACAUGAAAUAAAGAAAAAAUUGCAAAAUAAGUAUGAAGGGUUCAUAGUUAACUUAUAAGUAAUUAAUGUUGCCAUGUAUUAAAUAAAAAAUAAGUUUCCAAGUUAAUUAUACAUUUAUCCUCAGUUAAUAUUGUCUUAUAACAGUAUAUAUUUGUACAUGUCUGUAAACAAGUAACUGUACAUAGAAAAUUAAUCAAUGAUAAAAAUAAAAACCAAUAAUGAUUUUACUGUAAAAUUA